GUUGUUACAUCGUAUUUAACGAUUACGAUAAUCACAAAACCAGAAAAAGGAAAGAAAAAAAAGUAACUGCAAAGACGCGUUUUACUUAAAAACACACACACACACUAUCUUCCCCUCCUUUAACAUCAUCUCUCAACCCAUCUCUAUCGCUUCUCUCCCGAUCUAAGCUUCGCACUCUCCUCUACGUCUCCUAACAAUGAGUCAGUACAAUCAACCUCCCGUCGGCGUUCCUCCUCCUCAAGGUUAUCCACCGGAGGGAUACCCGAAGGAUGCGUAUCCACCGCAGGGCUAUCCUCCUCAGGGCUAUCCUCCGCAGGGGUAUCCUCAGCAAGGUUAUCCUCCUCCUUACGCGCCGCAGUAUCCUCCGCCGCCGCAGCAUCAGCAGCAGCAACAGGGCAGCCCUGGGUUUCUAGAAGGAUGUCUUGCAGCUCUCUGCUGUUGCUGUCUCUUGGAUGCUUGCUUCUGAUUCAGAGCUGCUGAUUUGAUUGCAAGAGAGUGUUUUGGCAACUUAAUUAAGUAAUGGGGCAUUUAUGAUGAAUUGCUGGAUACAUUCUCUUGUCUAUUCUCUUUCGGUUAUAUGUUCUUAGAUUCAUAAAAAACUAUUAUUCUCUGGCUUGGUUUGGAUUUGAGACUUGAAUGGGAAUGUAAAUUUGUGGGGGAGACGUUACUCCUUUGCCUCA
Messenger RNA from Brassica napus (rape), 680 nucleotides. Its product is annotated as cysteine-rich and transmembrane domain-containing protein WIH2. Gene Ontology annotation, cellular component: plasma membrane. Bases 197 to 466 code for a protein of 89 amino acids. The transcript is spliced from 3 exons. Lineage: Eukaryota; Viridiplantae; Streptophyta; Magnoliopsida; Brassicales; Brassicaceae. The record is from RefSeq and is a predicted model, not a curated record.